UCUAUCUAUCUAUCUAUCUAUCUAUCUAUCUAUCUAUCAAUCAAAUAAGAAAGGAGGUUUCAUAUGUGAAAGGCGAGUGGAUCAGUGGGUCUGACGUUGCCGUGUUGCCUCCUCCAGCUCUGCGUCGUGCCGCGCCGGGGCCGUGCUGUGGGUACGGGAGGGGGGAGUUGUUUUGGGAUGGUGGGCCGGGGUAUCGCGUCUCUCGGCUCGGCUCCUCUGUAGCUUGCUAGCAUACGAUCCGCAUCCACUAUGGAUUGUUUACGAGAGGAAUGAAAAAUUAGCGCUUAUCGCCGUGACAGCUGCUUCUUUUGUUAAAUACGACUCAUUCACAACAGCUGUUGGCAUCGCUGCAGUGAGAUGAUUUCUGGGCUUUCGUUGGUAAACAUAAGGCCUUUCACUUCGCAGAUGUGUCAGAUUCUGGGGGUAAAUCUUGUGAGAAGAUGUCUGAAACGAUACUAUAGAUAUCCAGCUUAUGUUUGAGUUGUCAGUUAGCGAUAACGUGCAUGUGAUUUCUAUGGCUGCAGAUCGUGUUUUCGUGUUGACAUCACAAGGAUAGCUUAGCUACAUCACAUUGUCAUCUAGAAUUACCACAGUAUUGUUAUUACUGCCUUGUCAAAUUAGCAGACGUCCCCCUGAAGAAAGAGAGUAGCUAUGGCUGAACAAGACAUUUGUCCCCACCUGGACUCCAUAGGACAGGUAACCAAAGAGGACCUCCUCCAGAAAUCCAAGGGAACUUGCCAGUCCUGUGGAGCAGGUGGCCCAAACCUGUGGGCCUGUCUGCAGAAUGAUUGCCCAUAUGUUGGUUGCGGAGAGUCCUAUUCUGAUCACAGCACCCUGCAUGCACAGGCUAAGAAGCACAACCUGACCGUUAACCUGACAACGUUCAGGAUCUGGUGUUAUGUGUGUGAGCGGGAGGUGUUUCUGGAGCACAGGCCUGCCCUGGUGUCUGUACCUGCCGCUCCCCAUCACUGUAAAGCUGCAGAGCAGGAAGUGGCUCCUCAGCCAGUAGGUCACCCUCUGAAAGCAGUACCAAUUGCUGUGGCAGAAGAAGAAGGUUCAGAGUCAGAGGAGGAUGAGCUGAAACCCAGAGGCUUGACAGGAAUGAAAAAUAUUGGAAAUUCUUGCUACAUGAAUGCAGCUCUUCAAGCCCUGUCCAACUGUCCUCCUCUGACUCAAUUCUUCCUGGACUGCAGUGGAUUAGUGCGGACUGAUAAGAAGCCUGCUCUCUGCAAGAGCUACCAGAAACUCAUCUCAGAACUCUGGCAUAAAAAACGGCCCAGCUAUGUUGUCCCUACCAGUCUGUCUCAUGGCAUCAAACUAGUAAACCCCAUGUUUCGUGGUUACGCUCAGCAGGUAGGGGCAAGCACCCAGCAGGACACUCAGGAGUUCCUGCGCUGUCUGAUGGACCAGCUACACGAGGAGCUGAAGGAGCCUCUGACAGAGUGCAGCAUGAGCGGGGAGGGAAGUGACGGCGAGGAGAGAAGAGAUGGUGACCGCUCCCCGUCUGAGGAUGAAUUCCUGUCCUGCGACUCUGGCUCCAGCAGUGACAGAGGGGAGGGAGGAGGUGCGGGUGACGGCGAGCUGCUCGUGCAGGACGAGUGUGACGGGGUCAGGUCGCCGGCGGUGGGGAUGGUGGGUGUCAGUCCCGGCGGGGUGAUCUCGGAGAAGGAGAGGCUCAAGGAGCGAAGGGUGUCUGGCUCGUCCCUCCGCGGAGGCUCGCAAGAGAUGGAUGAGGACGCCGAUGUGGACACAGCGGCUGAGGAGGAGGCUCCUGAGAGGGGAGAGGAAGAGGAGCUGAUGCCAACUCCAAACACUGAAGUCCAAAACCAGGAGAACAACCAGACAUCUAAUCCUGUGCAAGGGCAAGGCCAGAGCAGCAGCACCUCAGAGCCAGACAAUGAAGCAUCAAUGACCCAGCCCCAGUCCACUCCCUGCAGUCCUGUGCGAACCCUUCAGGAGCUGCAUCCCAAACUGUCCUCCAGUCCGCCUCGCUCCAGCCCGCUUCGCUCUGCAGGACCGGCCUACUCCUUCAAAAAAGCUCAGCUGCUGCUCAGUGCCAGGAAGAAGAAACAAUCUCACUAUCGCAGUGUGAUCUCCGACAUCUUCGACGGCUCCAUCCUCAGUCUGGUCCAGUGUUUAACCUGUGACAGGGUCUCUAAUACAGUAGAAACCUUCCAAGACUUGUCCCUCCCUAUUCCCGGUAAGGAGGACUUGGCCAAGCUCCACUCCUCCAUCCAUCAAAACCUUCCAGUCAAGACCGGCGUGUGCCCUGACACCUACGGCUCGCAGGGCUGGAUCUCCUACAUCAUGGACUCCAUACGCCGGUUCGUAGUCUCGUGUAUCCCCAGUUGGUUUUGGGGGCCCAUGGUAACGCUAGAGGACUGCCUCGCUGCCUUCUUUGCUGCAGAUGAACUCAAAGGGGACAACAUGUACAGUUGUGAGAGAUGUAAAAAGUUGAGAAAUGGUGUCAAAUAUUGCAAAGUGCUUCGACUUCCAGAGAUUUUGUGUAUUCACCUCAAACGUUUCCGGCACGAGGUCAUGUAUUCGUUCAAGAUUAGCAGCCACGUAUCUUUCCCGUUGGAGGGCCUUGACAUGCGACCUUUCCUGGCUAAAGAGAGUCCAUCCCAAGUCACCACAUAUGAUCUGCUGUCAGUCAUCUGUCACCAUGGCACUGCAGGAAGUGGACACUACAUAGCUUACUGUCAGAACGUUAUCAAUGGCCAGUGGUAUGAGUUCGAUGAUCAGUAUGUCACCGAAGUCCAUGAGACGGUGGUGCAGAACGCAGAGGCCUAUGUGCUGUUCUAUAGGAAAAGCAGUGAGGAGUCAGUGAGAGAGAGGCAGAAGGUGGUGGCUCUGGCCAAUAUGAAAGAGCCCAGCCUGCUGCAGUUUUACAUCUCCAGAGAAUGGCUCAACAAGUUCAACACCUUCGCCGAGCCAGGCCCCAUCAGCAACCACACGUUUCUUUGUCAGCACGGAGGGAUCCCUCCUAACAAAUACCACUACAUAGACGACCUGGUUGUGAUAGUUCCACAGAAUGUGUGGGAGUACCUUUACAACAGUUUUGGAGGCGGCCCUGCAGUCAACCACCUGUAUAUGUGUGCCAUCUGCCAGGUGGAGAUCGAAGCUCUGGCUAAACGCAGAAAGAUGGAAAUAGACACCUUCAUCAAGCUGAACAAAGAGUUUCAGGCUGAAGAGGCUCCAACAGUGAUCCUGUGCAUCAGCAUGCAGUGGUUCAGAGAGUGGGAGAGCUUCGUGAAGGGCAAAGAUAAUGAGCCGCCUGGUCCCAUCGACAACAGUAAAAUUGGUGUCAUGAAAGGAGGGCACAUACAACUCAAGCAAGGUGCAGACUAUGGCCAGAUCUCAGAGGAGACAUGGCAGUACUUAUUGGGUAUUUAUGGCGGAGGCCCUGAGAUUGCAGUGAGACAGACAGUGGCCCCGGCUGACCCCGACAGCCUUCAUGGAGAGAGAAAAAUCGAGGCAGAGACCAGAGCACUUUGAGAUGAAGAGAGGUCUUCUGAUUCCCUUUUCCACUUCUGCCCUCACAAGAUGCUGAGGAAUUUGCACCUUGGUGAAGAAGCCUCGUUGUGAGCACUUUGUAAAUGUAGCAACAUAUUAUGCCGAAGCUGUGUCGCAGGAAGCUGAAACGGUACUUAAAUAUCAUGUAGUUUAUUUAUUGAAUAACUCUGAUCUUCAGUGUUAAGGUGUAAAAAUAAGACGUUGUGUCACAUCUCUGGAGCUGUUUUCGGUAGCUAUGGUGUUUCAGUGGCUGCUGUAGUGACUAGGUGUCAUGUACUGCUAAGCUGGCUGUGGCAGGCAGACGGCUGCUGGUGUCACGCAGCAGAAGGCUGAGGAGAGCAGAACUACAGUGUGAUGUUUGGUUUUAUGACUUUUCUUCUUCAAUGGAAGCGACAACCAAGAAACAUUAACAAACAUUCUGUUGUAUGCCUGUUUAGUAGUUACAAAGUUCAGACAUCAAGUGAGAGAUAAAACAUAAAUCAUACUGUGGAACCUCCGACCUUAAGUACGCUUACACUGAGCCCUCAGGAAUGGAAGACUUUUGUUGUUUAAGCCAGUGAAAUGAUUGGAUGAAUGAACAGCAGCAGGGUUGUUUCAAACCACAAAACAUGCAUGUGUGGGUUCUUUAAAAAACCAUAUUCAGGGUCAGCUUUAAAAUGCAUGCAUCUACAACUCUUUUCUUUGGACCAGUGAGGACAUUUCCCUGACAGAGUGAGAUGCCAUUUGUUUGCUCAGAGAAUUCAUGUGCUCAAAAUUGACUCACUCCUAUUCAGUUCUAGUGCCAGUACUAUCCAGAAAACACUAAGCAUACGGGCAUGUACAUGUAGAUAUGCGGGUAUAAUUUUAAACAGAAUAGAGAAGUGGUACAUUUCUGAAAAGACAAACUAAUUUAUGGUCAUGCCAAGAGUGCAGGAGAUAUAGGAAGACGAUUAUGUAUCUGGUGCAAUAAUGGUACAUUUGCAAAGGAGUGAUAAGAAAAUCUUGUGCAACAAAAUACCUUAGAGGCUUUUUUCUGAUAAUGGCUCACAUAGUAAGUUUGUAAUUCUUAUGAAACAUCACAGUGUGAAGAACCUCCAUAUAAUCACUUCUUAGAAAACUGUAAUUCCAUAUUGACCCAUAAUGCACUGUCUGUUCAAACCAAGAGAGGGCAGUAUUAAAUGAGAUGAUUUUUAUUUUUCCACCAUGUUACAAUUUAACAAGAAAGAAAUCAUCUCAAAUAAUAACUAGCACAACAUGCACAAAAUCAGACCUGUUAAAGCAGUGAGGUCAUUUAUGAUACUAUUUCAUUGAUCAAAUAUAUUCACUUAUUUGUACAUAAUGCCAUAACUGUACAUGUUGGUUUGUCAGGUGAUCAGAAAAAUGAAGCUGUACCCUGUGGGAGGGAUUGUGUACUAAGAGGCAAUUAUAUUACAGUAAAAAUAUUUAUGUGUCACUGUUGAAGAUGCGUUUUAAGAUUUUAUUUUUAAAAAAUCACCUGUCUUCACUAAUUGUGGCACCGUGGUUUGUUUACUCAGAUUAGAUUCUGCAGUAAAGGUUGAAGAGUCACACAGGAAGUGAUGACUCAAAAUGGGCUCCUAUCCACAGCGUUUUGCGUCAAGAAAAACUGAUUCAAAUCUUGCACUCAUCUUGUCUCUUUUUAUCUGUUUUAUUUCAAACGGAUUAGACUGGUAAGCAAAUAUGUUGUGCAAUUGUACAGCAUUUGAGACAGUUCAUACAACACCGACUCAUAUUUAGUUAAUUGCUGCAAUUAAGUUUUAAUCAUCCAUUAGAGAUAUUACAUGUUGUUGUGUAGAUUGUACUUUUCCGUGUGCUUUAAUAUAAUAAAUGUACUCAUAAAUACACAGCAAUUUUGAAAGCCAAAACUAGGAAAAAUUAGAUUAUUAUUAUUUUUCAGCUAAAUUAAUUUCUUUUCAAAUAUGACAAUUAAUUUAUACUGUUUAUAAAAAUAAAAGAUAGUAUUUGAUGAAAAAUGAUUAAUUUAUUGUCAAUUUACAUUCACUGACCUUGCGAGGCAGCUGGAUUUCUCCCAAACAAGGUUGCGUGUCCCAAACCAUCACAUUCACUGUUUGAUGGUAAAAUCUCAUAAGCCAUAUCACAUAAAGUACCAAUGCACAGUUAAUAAAUAGUUUUAAAAUCUUUUUGAUUAUCAGUCAUUUUUAACUUAGAAAUCAUACUUAUUUGACUGUCAGAGAAGAAUGUCGAUCAGUGGGAGAUCUACUUGAAUAAAUAAGCUUCUCAGCUAUUACCAGUCUAAACAGCCACAAGACAAGUUAAUAAAUACAAGUGAGUGACAGUGCAGCGCCUCCAAGUCUAUUUAUAAACAGAUGAGAAGCAAAAACCUGUAGUUUUCAAUGCCAAAUAUGCUGAACACAUCUUUAGAUGCCAUGUAGUACUCACGUAAGGAAACAUUAGUCCUUACAUUUUGCUUUUUUCUACUGUUUUUUGCUAUUUUUUUUUUUUAGCAGCAACAUUAGAGCAAUUCAAUCUGAAACCUGAAAUUUGAAGAAUAUGAUAAUAUGAUAUCUGAUUUUCCGCAAUACAGUCAUCCUAUCUUGGAAUACAGUGCCUUCAAGCCCUCACACACCCACAGUGCACCUGCACAGGUGUUUUUUUUUGUGUUUUUUUUUUUUACAUAUUUUGCCCGAUUUCGUCUGUGUGGGCGUGUACAGACAACACUUGAUUGACCACUCCCUCACUCUACUGUUAGUAUGGUAAAGUUACACCCUCUACGUUGUAACUAGUUCAUGGUGUUUGUUGACCUCGUAUAAAUAUAUAAAUAUUCUUCAACCUAAGCACCGGUCAGCCACAUGAAGUGAAAACACCUGCGUGGGUGUGCAGGGGCUGCAGUACAUUUUCAUCCACCUUGACUAAAGAAAGUACAGACAUGCACUGCAUUCACAAAAGAAAGAAAAAUUUGUAUCUUACUGAUACCUGUAUCUUACUCAAUAACGAGUAAUGGGUCUCGCAAAUUGUGAGCAAAGGUUGAAGUGGUUCCAUCUGAUUUUGUCCUGUAAUUAUGAGGUAGUAAGUCAUAUUUAUGAUACACAGAAGUCAUGAUUUCAAGAUAAGGUCGCCAAAAUGUUUUUCUUAUGUGAAUGCAAUGUACUUCUGUGAGAAAGGUCUAUUUCACUCUGUGCCAUUAAAUCUCCCAGCUGUAUUUCAUUGUAAGAUCAGUCCAAAAAGGUGACAUUGAUCAAGAAAAUUGAACUCAAUUACAUGACACAUGUAAUGAACAUGAACUCAGAGGGGUAUUCAAAUUGCCUGGUAAUUUAAAGAUGUGAAAGUUGUUGUUAAAGGAAUUGUUUGACAUUUUGGUAAUUAUACGCUUAUUAGCUUUCUUCCCCAGAGUUAGAUACCACUCUCAUGUCUGUACGGUAAAUAUAAAAAUCAUUAUGUCAUAGAGAUAUGUAAUUUGUUGGAAAAAUAGCAUGUUUAAUUUGCAAGACCUGGAGAACAGGGAUAAAAACCAAUCUGAAGAAAAAAAAAUGUAACACCAUACGAGCUAGUCGUGGUAAUUAAGCUAGCUUAGCAAAGUAGCUGUAACUGCCGUUUCUGCAGUCUCUGACUAGUGACAUUACCUUAAAUUACAAAUGAAAUACAUUUCAAAUGUAUUUAUAUCAACAUUAAUUUACUCAACUAGCUGAUGUAGAGAGAAGACACAUUUUGUUUGUAGAUACUGCUUUUCCCUUAAGCUUGUCCAAACAUAGAGUGCAAUGUCUAGUGUGCCUUCUCAGGUUUUAUGCAAAGUCUGUGAUAAUAACUUAUAACAAGCAUAAAAUAGUAAGUAAGGUCUUAUAACUUAUAUGUGUUACACAGUUUGGCUUAAAGAGGCUUAACUUCAAACCCUUUUAGAAAAACUUGUUGAAAACUGUUUCUGUAGUUGCUGCUUUCUGCCUUUGCAAGGCUGCAUACAGAUAUGAGAGUGGUAUCAAUCUUCUCAUCUAACUCCCAAAAUAAUCUAAAAAAUAAUAAAUUAAGAUAAAUUAAAUAAAAAUAAUAAAUAAUCUGUUUCUUUUAGAGAUUUAGAUAAAAAAAAAGCUCAGCCUCAAAAUGAAGCAUCAGAAUUAGUUUAUAUUCUACAUAGCUUCAGUGUUAGCUUAUUCUCUUCCUCGUCUUCUAUUUUGUGUCGUGAACAACUAAGAGAUUCCAGGGCAAGCAAGAUAGACUUGUGAAACAUAUUUAAUCUGAUAAAGUGCAACAGUUACAGACUGUCAGCAGAUAAUAUAAGUGUAAUUAUCAGGAGAGCAUCUUCAAGAUCCCCCUGGCAAUAUAUCCAACAAGGCAAUCAGAGAGAGUAAACCGAAAUGCCCAAAGGUUUUGUAAUAGACUUUUGACCACAGAUAUUUUGACUUGUCAUAGCACAAAAAGCACAGGUGUGGCUAAUGCUACUAGCAAUCGCUAUAUUAAAUUUAACUGCCAGUGUAACUGAGCCAUUUAACAGGACAUCAGAAAACCUAAAUGGAAGGAAGGCAGCCGUGGAGUUUGUAAGAAGUCGAUUGCAGUUUUUGAUUCUCUAAACCGUCUUUAUGAACUAACGCCAGAAGCCAACAUUGCAAAUCGAUUUCUGUGUUUUAGUGUUUGUCAACAUUUCUUAUUCUACCAGUUUUUUUAGCUACGUUUUUUUUUUUUUUUUUUUUUUCCCUGAAGUUAAACCUGCAAUAGUUGAUAUAUUUUUCGUCUUCUCGGGCGCAGCGGAAACUGACAUAUCAUCACCGUUAAAGUUGAUAUCACAAACCACUGCUUACACAUCCAGCAGGUACAGAGCAACAUUAUCAUUCAUUUGGAGUUGUGUUUUCUGGCCAUGUGGCGAAUAUAAGUGCAAUAUUAGCUCUCUUUUAGCUCUGUUUUUGGUCUCUACCAACUCACAGGGGAAAUAUCUGGCUCUGUAGCUGCUAAAUGUUCAACUAUGUUCACCAGUCAAUUAUUUCAGUUAUAUUAUACCCUAAAUCUGCAGUUGAGGCUCAAAGCUGCCAUACCCACCUGAACUGCCCAGCACUAAAAUGGAUUAAAAGCUAAAUGGACGCUGGCCACCAUUAAUAUUAAUUUUACCUGAAAAUUUCCAGCUAUGACAUGUCAAACACCAGCCAUGUCUAUUAACUUUAUUCCUUCCUAUCUUCAUCCAUGUCUCCCUGUUUUGUUUGCUGAUGUGUCCAAAGAGAUUAAUGAUUUAUUCAUGUGUCUUUAACAGUUUUGUAGCAUUAGUUUUUUUUCACACGUGUCCAGACUAUAUCUACAAGAGGUAAUGUCAAUAGGAAUACUGUGGGUAUAUACUGUAUGUGUGCUAUGUUUAGAUACCUUUUGGGGGAGUAAGUGCAAUGACAAAAAAAAAAAAAAAAAAGACAAAUCUUUGUGCAAUCUUAGCUCUAUUAUCAAAGAGAACACGUAAGAGUUUGGACAGCUGACAGUUAAACAGGGGCAGUGCAGCUUCUUAUAUUGCAGUGUUAAGAAAUGUCGAGUGGUAAUUACUCAUCCCCAGCUGUGAGUUUGUUUGCUUGUGUUACAGCACGUAGCUAUGCGUGUGAGAUUUUCAUUUCACUGGAAAAUACAUUGCAUUGCUGUGGUUGGUAAGAAUUCAUCAGUUAUAUCAGCCCGCACACAGCACAACAGGAUUUCACUCGCUCAUGUUUUCCCCUAUAUUUUACAGUGUGUGGCUGUUGUGGUCAUGAUAAUGGUGAUGCUUUGAAACACGGGAAUUUAAGUGGUUGAACUCAAUUCAAUGGGAUGUCUUAAUGUCUGUAUAACUGAUGUAAUUAAUCAUGACUGGUUGAAUGAUUAAAAUUGCCUGGUCUUUGA
Molecule: messenger RNA, 9309 nt
Organism: Seriola aureovittata
Lineage: Eukaryota; Metazoa; Chordata; Actinopteri; Carangiformes; Carangidae
Gene: usp20
Product: ubiquitin specific peptidase 20
Exons: 24
Coding region: 652-3498 (948 amino acids)
Biological process (GO): protein deubiquitination
Molecular function (GO): cysteine-type deubiquitinase activity; zinc ion binding
Source: RefSeq, a predicted model, not a curated record